GAUCAGUUGCAUGGCUUCAAGCUCGCUGCUGGGUUCUCCACCAAGCUGUACUGUACUACUCUCGUUCAUAUAUAUCGUGGCCCGGAUCGGAGGAGAUCGAUGUGGAGGCUGAAGGUCUCUGAGGGCGGCGGCCCAUGGCUGCGGUCAGUGAACAACUUCCUGGGCAGGGCCGUGUGGGAGUUCGAACCCGACCUCGGCACACCGGAAGAGCGCGCCGAGGUGGAAAGGGUACGCCGGGAGUUCACGGAGCACCGCUUCCAGAAGAAAGAGUCACAAGAUCUCCUCAUGCGCAUGCAGUAUGCAAAGCAAAAGCAUCCUCAGCUCGAUCUUCCAGCCAUCAAGCUUCUAGAUAGUGCAGAAGUCACAGAAGAGAUUAUACUAACAUCAUUGAGGCGAGCCCUUAGUCAACACUCUUCUCUGCAAGCACACGAUGGGCAUUGGGCUUGCGACUACAGUGGGAUUUUGUUCAUUAUGCCUAUCUUGGUAUUUGCUCUACAUGUGACUGGAUCCCUCAAUGCUGUCCUAUCAAUAGAACAUCGCCGUGAGAUUUGUCGCUACAUUUACAACCAUCAGAAUGAAGAUGGUGGUUGGGGAACGCAAGUGUUGGGGCCGAGCACCAUGUUUGGAUCAUGCUUGAACUAUGUUACCUUAAGGCUUCUUGGCGAGUUAGACAAUACAGAUGCCUUGACAAAGGGGCGUGCUUGGAUUCUAUCGCGUGGGAGUGCCUCUGCAAUACCACAAUGGGGAAAGAUAUGGCUCUCGGUGAUCGGUUUGUAUGAAUGGUCCGGAAAUAAUGCAAUCGUUCCUGAAUUAUGGCUUGUCCCACAUUUUCUUCCAAUCCAUCCAGGACGAUUUUGGUGCUUUUGCCGGAUGGUUUAUAUGCCAAUGUCUUAUCUUUAUGGUAAGAAGUUUGUUGGCCCAAUUACACCAACAAUAUUUGCAAUAAGGGAGGAGAUCUAUAAUGUACCAUACCAUGAGAUUGAUUGGAAUAAAGCACGUGAUACAUGUGCAAAGGAAGACCUUCGCUAUCCACGGACAUUGCUACAAAAUGUUAUUUGGACUUGUCUUAAUAAAUGUGUGGAACCCGUAUUGAACUGUUGGCCAAUUAAUAAGUUAAGAGAUGCAGCACUGAAGAACCUCAUAAAACAUAUUCAUUAUGAAGAUGAAGUUACUAAAUACAUUGGUAUAUGUCCAAUUGUCAAGGCACUAAAUAUGAUUUGUUGUUGGAGCGACGAUCCAAAUUCAGAUGCACUGAAAUUGCAUCUUCCAAGGAUCUAUGACUAUCUAUGGCUUGCAGAAGAUGGCAUGAAAGCACAGGUAUACGAUGGCUGUCAAAGCUGGGAGAUAUCUUUUAUUGUUCAAGCCUACUGCUCGACAGACCUUGUUGCUGAGUUAGGGCCAACACUUCGGAAAGCUCAUGAGUUCAUUAAAAGUUCACAGGUUCUUGAGAACCAUCCUGACAGCGAAGCAUAUUACCGUCAUAGAUCCAAAGGUUCAUGGACACUUUCAACAGCAGAUAACGGGUGGUCUGUAUCAGAUUGUACUGCAGAAGCAGUUAAGGCAUUGUUGAUGUUGUCGAAGAUCUCUCCUAAUCUUGUGGGGGGUCCCAUAGAAGGAGAACGGUUGCAUGAUGCAGUGGAUUGCUUGCUUUCUUUUAUGAACAAAGAUGGCACCUUUUCAACAUAUGAGUGUAAGAGAACUACAUCAUUAUUAGAGGUUCUCAACCCUUCUGAGAGUUUCCUGAACAUUGUUGUCGAUUAUCCGUCUGUUGAAUGCACAUCUUCAGUGCUUCAAGCCCUGAUUAUGUUCAGAGAGCUUUACCCGGGGUACCGCAAAGAAGAGAUAGGAAAAUGUAUUAAAACUUCUUCCAAGUUUAUUGAGGAUAACCAACGAAACGAUGGAUCAUGGUUUGGAACAUGGGGUAUAUGUUUCACUUAUGGAGCAUUCUUUGCAGUAAAAGGAUUAGUUGCUUCUGGGAGAACAUAUGAAAAUAGUUCAUCCAUACGCAAAGCAUGCACCUUUCUGUUGUCAAAGCAGCUAAGUACAGGUGGAUGGGGAGAGACUUAUCUUUCUAGUGAAACUGAGGCUUAUGUCGCGGCUAUUGGUCCUCAUGCAGUGAACACCGCUUGGGCAAUGUUAGCUUUAAUUUAUGCUGGGCAGGUUGAACGAGAUCCAACUCCACUAUUUCAUGCCGCAAAAGAGUUGAUCAACAUGCAACUAGAGACGGGAGGGUUUCCACAGCAAGAACACGUUGGAUGCUUCAACUGCUCUUUAUACUUCAAUUAUGCAAAUUAUAGCUACUUAUACCCCAUAUGGGCUCUUGGAGAGUUUCGUCGUCGACUGGUUGGGAAAAGGAUCUGAAACCGAUGAACGUACAUGAUAUGUUACUAAACUGCUCCUAAGUAAACCAUGCUUAUUGCAUAAUGGACCAUACACACGCUAUAUCUAUGUAAGAAAUACAGCAACAACAGCCUUGAUACCAAAGUGAUUUAGGUAGUUAUUCACGAAAUAAAAGAGGAAAUUACUAUGAUGUUUAUUGCAAUGACAUCUCGAUUACCGUGACUUGUAUGGUUUCGAGGUUUUAGUCCUGACCCUAACUCUCCACCUAGGCUCACUCACCAGAUUUAAUGGUAAAUAUGAUGCGAUGGAGGAGGUAUAUGUGACACUGAA
Brachypodium distachyon (stiff brome) is the source of this 2670-nucleotide messenger RNA. Its product is annotated as achilleol B synthase. Gene Ontology annotation, biological process: triterpenoid biosynthetic process. The coding region runs from base 100 to 2361 and encodes 753 amino acids. The transcript has 18 exons. Gene Ontology annotation, cellular component: lipid droplet. Gene Ontology annotation, molecular function: intramolecular transferase activity. The record is from RefSeq and is a predicted model, not a curated record. Lineage: Eukaryota; Viridiplantae; Streptophyta; Magnoliopsida; Poales; Poaceae.